Messenger RNA from Tympanuchus pallidicinctus (lesser prairie-chicken), 1359 nucleotides. RefSeq names its product ribosomal RNA processing 36 (gene RRP36). Gene Ontology annotation, biological process: maturation of SSU-rRNA from tricistronic rRNA transcript (SSU-rRNA, 5.8S rRNA, LSU-rRNA). The record is from RefSeq and is a predicted model, not a curated record. Gene Ontology annotation, cellular component: 90S preribosome; nucleolus. The coding region runs from base 16 to 768 and encodes 250 amino acids. The transcript is spliced from 7 exons. NCBI's taxonomy places the organism in Eukaryota, Metazoa, Chordata, Aves, Galliformes, Phasianidae.
GCGGGGCGGGGGGCCAUGAGGCGGGCGGCCGUGAGACGGCCGGGGGCGGCGGCGGGGUGCCGCGUGGGGAGCGGCGGCAGGGCGGGCGGGGAGGAGGAGGAGGAGACGGGCCCAGAGCUGGGAGAUGAGGCUGACCUGUCGUUGGAAGAACGGCUGCGGAUGCAGAACGCGGCCGGAACGAGAGCGUGCCGGCAGCUGAGCGAUGGGAAGAAAACAGCAACGCCUAGCAGAGCUCCGGUGAAGCAGCAGCUGAACAAAAAGGGGCCAGUGGAGAUGUCUGCCAAGAAACCCAUGCCUUUUCUGCGACAAGUUGUCCCUGUUACAAAGAAGGUCCACAGAGACCCUCGAUUUGAUGACCUGUCUGGAGAGUAUAACCCUGAAAUAUUUAUGAAGACGUACGGCUUCCUGGACACCAUCAAGAAGCAGGAGAAGGAAAUGGUUCAGAAGCAGCUGAAAAAAUGCCGGAAUAUGGAACAGAAGGAGAAACUGCAGCAGCUCCUGAACCGCAUGACACAGCAAGAACAGGCACAGCAAAAACAGCAAAAACAGAGGGAAAGGGAGCUGACUUUGAAAAGACAGCAACGGGAGCUGGCCAAGCAGGGAAAGAAACCCUUCUUCCUAAAGAAGUCUGAGAAACGGAAAUUGGAGCUAGCAGAGAAGUAUGCAGAGCUAAAGAGGAGUGGAAAGCUGGAGAGCUUCCUGAACAAGAAAAGAAAGAGGAAUGCUGUCAAAGAUAAGCGCCGUUUGCCCACACAGAAGAACCUGUGACUGCUGCACAGACGUGCUGUUACCUGGAGAGGUGGUGCUGGCACUGGGAUUCACUCUGGCCAGGCCUGGAAGGUGGCAGCCUCCCUUCUCAUUUUCUGCCUUCUGCUGUAGUGAUGCUGUUAGGCAGCGAAGUCUGAACAGGAAAAAAAAAUGUGCUUUCGGUAGCUGAAGAGACCCCUGCACUUGUGUUUUACAUCAUACCUGGGUGGUGACAAGCCUGUCAUGCAGAUGCAUAUGGUGCUGAUCAGGCACCUGCUCUGCCUGUAGCUAGGAGAGCUCAGACUGUGCCCUGCACUGCUGGCUCUUCUCCAUGUCUUACUGGGUCCCAAUGAAAAGGGCAUCAGGUGGGAGGGUAAUGAUCUGGUCUGCUCAGAGCAGGGCCAGCACUGCGUUCAGACCAGGAUGCUGAAAGCUUGCUUCAUAUGGGUUUGCAGAUGUACAGGGAUAAAGGGUGCUACCAUUCUGGACCCCCGUUCCACUGCUUCAAGUUCUCAAGGUGAAACUCCUUUUUCCUCCAGGAAUCUUGCCUAGUUUUAGUCUGUGAUCGCUGUCUUGUUCUCAAUGAAGUGCCUGGCUGUGUCUUGUUAAAAA